AUGGCAUUGCUUUUCGAUAUAAUCUGCAACAUAAUAUUCUUGGUGAUGAGGCCUUUCUCUCUACUUAACCUGGCAUUUUGGUUUGGUAUCAAAAUAGCAUUAGCUGUCAUAUAUACUUGGACGGAGUUGAUCGGGACUACUAUUAGCUUCCAUGUAAACAUAAUAUUAAGUGUUAUCACAUGGACAUUUGGGGUUAUCUCCCUCCCUGCAAGAGCUGUGAAUGUCUUUCAAAAGGAGAGGCAGAUAGAGCUGGAGAAUCUAGUGAGAGAUAAGUUGAAACUUCAAGAACAUUUUCAAAUGGCCGUCAAAGAGCGGAAAAUGAUGGACGUACUGUUAGCAGAGCUUGAAGAGGAGCUUGAUAUGGCCAUUGCCAAAAUUGAAAAGCUAGAGGGAAAGUUGCGGGAUCAGACAAAUGAAAAUCUUAGGUUGAAAGAAAUUCAAGGAAAGGAAUACUGGAGCUCCAAAGAUCAAAACAAAAGUGAGAAAUUCCAAAACAUCGCCCUUCAAGAUCUUCUAAUGCACAAAGAUAUUAGGGAAGAUGAGAGCAAAACCAGAAGUGAGUUCCUUAAACACUUGAAAACAGGCUCAAAGUUCGGGCCAGUUUGUCCCAAAAUGAUUUCAAAGGAUGUAGAAACUAUUGAAACACCAACACUUGACCAUCAUCGACACAUUGCUGUUUCACAAUCACUUUUCACUGCCCUUAUGUCACUUGUGGUAGGAGUCACUGUGUGGGAAGCUGAGGACCCUUGCAUGCCUCUUGUGGUGGCUCUCUUCGCUGUUGUAGGCAUGUCCUUGAAGAGUGUGGUGCAGUUUUUCUCCUCCAUUAGAAAUAAACCUGCAUCUGAUGUUGUUGUACUUUUAAGCUUCAAUUUGUUUAUUCUUGGCACUCUAUCAUACCCUACCUUACCUAAGGUUGCUCGCAUGCUGGCACCACUAGUUUUGCGUCUUGUGGAUCAACCAUGA
Messenger RNA from Sphenostylis stenocarpa, 963 nucleotides. The record is from the annotation of a GenBank genome assembly. Lineage: Eukaryota; Viridiplantae; Streptophyta; Magnoliopsida; Fabales; Fabaceae.